Miscanthus lutarioriparius is the source of this 813-nucleotide messenger RNA. Lineage: Eukaryota; Viridiplantae; Streptophyta; Magnoliopsida; Poales; Poaceae. The record is from the annotation of a GenBank genome assembly.
AUGGCGGUUGACACGAUGGAAUCGGUAGCCGUGGUGGCCGUGCCGUUCCCGGCGCAGGGCCAUCUGAACCAGCUGCUCCACCUGUCGCUGCUGCUGGCGUCGCGGGGGCUCUCCGUGCACUACGCGGCGCCGCCGCCGCACGUCCGGCAGGCGCGUGCGCGCGUGCACGGCUGGGACCCCAGGGCGCUCGGCUCCAUCGAGUUCCACGACCUCGACCGCCUCUCCGCCACCCACCGCCGCGUGGCCGUCGUGUUCGACCGCCUCAACCCCUUCGCCGCCACGGAGGCGGCGCGGCUGGGCAACGGCGAGGCGUUCGGGCUGCAGUGCGUCGCCAUCUCGUACGACCUCGGGUGGCUGGACCCCGGGCACCAGCUCAUCAGUGACUACGGCCUCAGGCAGCCGCCGGCGUCGGUGCUCUACGUCUCGUUCGGCACGACUUCGUGCCUCCACGCCGAGCAGGUCGCCGAGCUCGCCGCGGCCCUGAAGGGCAGCAAGCAGCGUUUCAUCUGGGUGCUGCGCGACGCCGACCGCGCCGACAUAUACGCCGACGAGUCCGGCGAGAGCCGGCACGCCAAGUUCCUGUCCGAGUUCACCAAGGAGACCGAGGGGACGGGGCUGGUGAUCACCGGGUGGGCGCCACAGCUGGAGAUCCUGGCGCACGGCGCCACGGCCGCGUUCAUGAGCCACUGCGGCUGGAACUCGACCAUGGAGAGCCUGAGCCACGGGAAGCCGGUGCUCGCCUGGCCCAUGCACUCCGAUCAGCCCUGGGACUCGGGCUGCUGUGCAAGUACCUCAAGGCGGGGCUCCUGGUGA